AUGGAGGGGUCAGUCGAGGUGAUUGUCAUAGGUGGCGGAAUAAGCGGUCUCUGUGCGGCUAAAUUACUUUCUUUAGAGUAUGGAGUUAGUGUUGUUGUGCUGGAAGCUAGGGAUCGUGUUGGAGGUCGAACUAAUACUGUAGAAGAUCCUAAAUUUAAAUACACCGAUUUGGGAGGUGCCUACGUUGGUCCAACACAGAACCGAAUUUUACGCGUUGCAAAAGAGCUUGGAGUGCAAACAUACAAAGUCUACAAUGAAGGUAAAACCGUUGAGUUUCUAGGAGGAAAACGGCGAGUUUUUGCUGGCGAUGUUUCCACAUGGAACCCUAUCGCCAUUUUGGACUACUACCACAUGAUUCGCACCUUGGAUAAAAUGGGUGAGGAAAUCCCAUUAGACGAACCCUGGAAAGCUCCUAAAGCUACAGAAUGGGACAGUAUGACGGUGAAAGAGUUCCUCGACAAGACCUGCGGGACCACGUAUACCAAAAAGCGAAUGGCGCAGAUUUACAAUGACGCAAUGGCGGCAGAACCACAGGACAUGUCUUUGUUGUAUUACUUGUGGUAUCUCAAAUCAGGCGAUGGGGUUCUUAGGGUUGCUGCUGUUGAAAAUGCCGGUCAAGAAAGGAAAUUCAUAGGAGGAUCCCAACAAAUUAGCAAUCGAAUUAAAGACAAGCUUGGAGAUAGGGUGAAUUAUCUUAUCUACUUAUUGUUAAAAAAAAUAUAGUGGAACCCCAUCUGCAUCCAAGGGGUGGAGUCCCACCCCUUGCUCUAAGGAUGGUAGGUUUUUGAAAAUGGCCACUUUAUUUUAACAUUUGCCAAAAGGUGUGACACAACAUUAAUUCUCCAAAUUUCAAUUUUCAAAGGGCACUGAUGAAACGUUGAGGGCUGGGAAUCUAGCCGUCUGCGGAAGGCGGGUUGCAGAUAAAAAAUGGAAUGUCCCCACAGGGCCACAAAAACGUGGUGGAUAUAAGAAGGUGGUAACGUUAUCAAGAUUUUCAGAUAAGAAAAGGACUAAGUUUUCGAACUUUUUUGUUGUAAGAACAGAUUAUCAGAGUGGUCAUAACGUUGGUUACCAGAAGAAGUUGUCCAGCAGAACCUAGCAAAGCAUGGGGGUAGGGCGGUUGUCAACUGGUAAUUAGUGGUGAAAAAACAAAAGGAAAAAAAAAACAAGUGCAAAAGGGAAAAAAUAAAUGGAAAGCUUGAAUUAGCCAGGACUCCAACCAAGUUGGGAUGACGUGACAGGGUGGCAGCUCUGCCACAAGGCCACAAAAUUCUAGACCCUCGAUAAGCUUGUCGCAAGGAAACUUCAGACACCAACCCAAAAUGCAUAUUAUAAGGGCCAUUAGGAUUUGACCUUACUAAGCGAUCAACCCUCAAUUCAAAUUCUGUAAUAAAGAGAUGACAUGAGUUUCCUAGUUGCAAAAAUUACUCACACCUUAUUACUACCUGCUAUAUUCACUUCUACAUGCAGUAAACCACCUGCAGCAAUAAGCAAGAAAAUCUGUGUUAAUCUUGCAGGUUAUUUUAAACAGUCCUGUUUGUCGCUUGACACAAGAUGCAAACAAAGUGGUUGUCACCUGUGAAAAUGGUAAACAGUAUCAAGCACAGUUUGUGAUAAGUGCAAUGCCACAAGCUCUUCUCAACAGCGUGUCAUUUGACCCACCCCUCCCUCCCUUGAAAAAUCAGCUGAUUCAGAGGAUACCUAUGGGUUCAGUCAUCAAGACUGUCACAUUUUACAAGGAAGCAUUCUGGCGCAACAAAGGGUUAGAUGGAGUACUUAUAUCUGACGCUGGUCCCUCAUAUGUUACCGUUGAUGAUACAAAACCCGAUGGGUCAUAUCCAGCAAUAAUGAGGUCAGUGCAAAAUUCCCUGUUAGCUCCAACAGUUUUGUGUUUUGCUUGAUGGUUCCCAUAACAUAAAACAUAUUAUUUAAAAAGCAACUUCUAAAACAGGUAACAUGUUUAUGGUGGAAGUGCAGUUGGCCCUCUAAUCAAAUAAUAUAAGAGACAAAACUCAAAUAAAAUGUAAGAAACAAAUCCAGCAAGUGGUCAGAGCAGGAGUCAAACCCAGGACAGCUGGUUUGCAAUUCCGACAUGCUGUCCACAUGGCCACCCGGCCACCCGGCCCCUUCAAUUUUGGAGUAGUACAUUCAAUCCUCUCUAAAACAAACUAUUCAUAAUCCCUAUUUUUCCUUGAGGCAGCCGCAUUGAUUUAAUUUAAUCUGGGUGGGUUGACUCUGUGAGAACAGGGAUAGAAGAGGAUAUCACUAGGGGAUGGAAUUUUCUUGCUUUGAGACACCCUCAUCCCACCUUCCCAUGGUCAAUUUGCAUUUAUCUCCUUGGAUUAUCCCAGCCUUGUGAAAUCACAUUGGUGACCCACAAUAAUGUGAUAAUGGAUAUAUGAUAAGUAUUAUUGCAAAUUUUUGCCUCAAUCUGUUGUUUUUAGUUUUAUUAUUGGUAAUCAAGCACGUUAUUGGUGUACAAAGACUCAAGAAGAAAGAAAGCAAGCAGUUUGUCAACAGUAUGCCAAAGUAUUUGACAGCAAAGAGGCCCUUCACCCAUAUCAUUACAUCGACAAGAACUGGCCAGCAGAGAAGUACUCUGGGGGAUGUUAUGUCAGCAUUAUGCCCUGUGGUGUGAUAACAAAUUUUGGAAGAGCUCUGCGUGAACCAAUAGGCAGAGUUUAUUUUGCUGGAACAGAAACUGCUACUGUCUGGUCAGGUAACAGAUGUUUUAAGAAUUAUAUCAUUUUUAACAAAGGGGACAGGGCAAGGAUCCGGUUUGUUAUUUUUUAACCUCUGUAUCGGUAUUUCUAGCAAAGAAAUAGAAGUCACAAUGAUCUCUAUUGAUGAAGGGAUGAUCUUAAAGAUUAAAGCCACAAUCGCUUUGCAGCGUCAAUCAAGUUUGACACCAUCAGUUGGACAAUGAUGGCAACGAAUCCUGCCAAAAAGUGCACUGCACCUUUAGAGUAAUAUUGUUUUGCAUUUCUCUCAUUUCCAUUGUUCUUGUGGUUGCACUAAACUUGUUAGUAGCAUUACCUUGCAAGGCAAUUCUUGAUAUGCAACAAUUUUGGCUGAGAAACCGACAAUUUGAUGGGAAGAAAGCAACAAAAUCAACAUCCGCAGGUAUCCAUACAGAGGCUUAUUUUACCAUACCCCAUUGGAGGAAAUAUCUUUAAAUACACAGGUUUGUUGCCAAGUAGGCAAUAAGUUUUAUGUUCACAAAAUGCAGACUAUGCAAUAUUUAUUCCUAACUACAGAGAGCUUAUGGACACAUCUGUAAUCCAACCAUUUUCCAGUAACUUGAAUAUUUAAUGUUCAGAAACUUUUGAUAUUUAACAACAGUUCGCAGUUUUUCUGAAUGCUAAUGCUAAUCAUUUUAGGGUACAUGGAUGGUGCAGUACAGGCUGGUGAAAGAGCUGCAAGGGAAGUGCUCUGUGUGAUGGGUAAGAUAUCACCACAGGAAGUCCAUCAAACAGAGCCUCCAUCACAAGAUGUUCCUCCUGUGCCUUGCUGUCUGACGACAUUUCAAAGCUUGCUGCCAACUGUUCCCAUGUUUUUAACCUCUAUUACAGCAGUUGCCGCUUUAGUUGGUAGCAUUUCAUUGAGACAUUAUUUAAAAUAGGUUUUCUGAAAAUUUAUAGCAAGAAGAGCUUAGUUAUUAUCUUUAAAUUCCAAUUUUUGGUGCUGUCUUGUAAUGGGCAGGGUUUUCAGUUUUAAAUAGGAUUAAUAAAAUUGGUCAAAUUCUAAAAAAAAAAAUUGGUCAAAUUCUAAAAAAAAAUUCACCACACAAAAGUAUUACAAAAUCAUAAAUCCAUCCAUCAUGCGCGUGGUCAUUUUCGUGUUUCGCACGUUUCG
Porites lobata is the source of this 3855-nucleotide messenger RNA. The record is from the annotation of a GenBank genome assembly. NCBI's taxonomy places the organism in Eukaryota, Metazoa, Cnidaria, Anthozoa, Scleractinia, Poritidae.